GCUUUACGAAGGCCCAAUAGCAAAUUAUGUUCUCUCUCUCGAUCUCCAUAGAUCGCUCGACUUCAGCUUCGGGACCUUCGAUUCCUUAACGAAGAAGACGAGGAUUCUUCUUCUUCUUCUUCUUCUUCGAUCACAAGUUAUACGCAAAUUCCUCUUCAAUUUCAUCGUCUUUAGAUUCUGAGCUCGAGUUCUAGUGGAAGGAUACUGGAUUAAACAGUAUUUUAGAAUUUCUACUGGAUUUUAAGCACCACGUGAUUUUCGGAAGUAAGGCUUAAUGAUGUCCCCGAAGCAAAUCUCCGACGAGCGAGGAUCUCCACAUUUCAGGAAUACACCUUUCCAGAUAAUCCAUGUCAUUGGGAACUUCUUUAGGAUAUGGUCGGUUUAUUCCAUGUACCGGUACUUGAAUCAGACAGGAGCCCCUGUUGUUCUCUUUCUUUUCUGCUGUCUGGUGCCGUCAUCCAUCAUCUUCUUGAUAGUUCAGAAACCGUGGAAAGGAAGGGCACUUUCCAAUCAACAGAUUGUACCUUCGCUUAUCAAUGGGGUCAUCACAGCUCUAUACUUCAUCCUGUGGGGAAAAGGUCUUAAGUCUUGUGGACCCCUAAGAGCUAUCUUGUCAGAGUACUCUGGUGCUGUUCUUGGAGUACUUUCUGGAGUAUUAUAUGGACGGAGAGGGCAUGUGUGGAAGAAGGUAGGUGGCCUUGUUGCAAUGCUAGUAGCUCUUUUUUUCUUGUCUCAAGGAUGGGCGACAUUAUCUCUCUCCCCUUUUUAUAUCCUUUUACGCAAGUUCCUUCUCUUUUAUAAUACUGAAACCAAAGAGGAAGAAGUACUAAAAGAACAAGCACUAGGUCUGAUGGGAAUGAUGAUACCCGUUUUUGCUGGAAUCUUAUCAGCACUAAGGCGAGUUAUUGCGCGGCGUGUUUCUCUUAAGAACCAGCAGAAGAAACGACUUCAUGCGAUAACUAUUACUUCUGCAACCUGCUUUUUGUUUCCUUUGGCCAUGUGGGACCUUGUCAUAGGGUCGUCAUCUUCUGAGAAAACAUCCGAGUUACCAUUUUCUGCGUGGGCCUUCUUUAGCACCAUAGUUUUCGGGAUCAUCCUAAUAUUCUAUGUCGACAAUAUCGCAGAAGAGAGAUUGCAUAUGGUGUUUUCUUCCCCAAGGCAUUUAAUGGUAGCAGGCGCAUGCAUAAUAGUCAUGGAGAUUGCAUACGAGAUGGAUUUCUCUCUUCCUGGUUUCAUUGUGUGUUGCUUAGUGUUAGGGUUUGGAAUAUACGAGGCAACAUCUCUAGAACGCAGCAAAAAAGACUCUUCAGUGAAAUCUGAAGAUCUAUUAAUCGGAGUCUCUGGUAAUGACUUUGAUACUUCUCCAAUUCUUCCAAUAUAAGCUAGCUAGCUAGAUCCUCACCAUACUAACGACGCCGUACUGUUGAAAAUGUUCUUGUCCUUGACGAUGUAAAUCUUUUUAUCUGGAUUUUUUUUCUUACUCUUUCUCAAUCUUUUGUACCUUCAUCUUUCGUUUUUUAUUGAUGAAGCAUAUACAUUAUUUUGGUUUGGAGUAGCCAUAUAGAUACACCUAAUGAUGAACCAAUU
This is a messenger RNA of Thlaspi arvense, 1587 nucleotides long. Lineage: Eukaryota; Viridiplantae; Streptophyta; Magnoliopsida; Brassicales; Brassicaceae. The record is from the annotation of a GenBank genome assembly.